This is a messenger RNA of Oncorhynchus gorbuscha (pink salmon), 1505 nucleotides long. Its product is annotated as lysosomal thioesterase PPT2-A-like. The record is from RefSeq and is a predicted model, not a curated record. The coding region runs from base 336 to 1217 and encodes 293 amino acids. Gene Ontology annotation, cellular component: lysosome. Gene Ontology annotation, molecular function: thiolester hydrolase activity. Lineage: Eukaryota; Metazoa; Chordata; Actinopteri; Salmoniformes; Salmonidae. The transcript is spliced from 8 exons.
UUUUUGUGAGUGGAAUGUAUCCACAGACUGGAAAAAGUAAACCUCCCUUAAAGUGCGUGUAGUGACAAAUGAAGCAUGGUGAAUUAAAUUGAUGGCACCAAACACUCAAUGUCGAGUGAGGUUAGCAUGCGCCUGACAUUGAAUUAAGAUGAUAAAAGAGGAAGAAGGAGUGUCUUCUUCCGCGAACACCACAACAGAUGUGUAAUAAUGAAAGUAGGUAAACAUAGUAAAUAAACUGGAACCUAAAUGUCCAUUUAUGCAAGGGUGAUGCAACCAAUUGUUCUAUCCUGCACGCUGAAGGAAUCAAACUGUAUUCAUCGGUGGUUUCAUUGAAAAUGAGAACGUCGUUGGACAUCAAUGUCAAUGGACUUCUGCUGCUCUUAUGUGGCGUUAACCUGGUCGGCACACUUGGGUACAAGCCUGUCAUCAUUGUUCACGGCCUCUUUGACGGUCCUAAACAAUUCCUUAUGAUGAGUCGUUUGAUACAAGAGGCCCAUCCAGGUACCAACGUGUCAGUGAUAGAUCUGUAUGAUAACAUGGCCAGCCUGAAGCCACUGUGGGAGCAGGUGCAGGGCUUCAAAAAGUUGCUCUAUCCAAUCAUGCAGGAGGCAGAGAAUGGCAUCCAUCUUAUCUGCUUCUCCCAAGGUGGUCUGAUAUGUCGAGGACUUCUUUCUACACUUCGUGACCAUAAUGUCCAGUCCUUCAUCUCCCUCUCAUCACCACAGGCUGGCCAGUAUGGAGACACAGACAUUCUGAAAAUGUUUUUUCCUCACUAUCUAAAGGCCCGUGUUUUUCACGUGUGCUACUCUUCAGUAGGACAGAAAUGGUCCAUCUGCAACUUCUGGAAUGACCCACACCAAAGAGAACGCUUCCUGAAGAGCAGCAAUUAUCUGGCCCUGCUGAAUGGAGAGAGACCACACAGGGAAAUUACAGAGUGGAGGAAGAACUUCCUGCGUAUCAACAAGCUGGUGUUGAUUGGAGGACCAGAUGAUGGCGUGAUUACACCAUGGGAGUCCAGUCACUUUGGAUUUUAUGACAUUAACGAAACCAUUGUUGAGAUGAAGAACCAGGAAUGGUACGGUAGGGAUUCGUUUGGGCUGAAGACACUGCAUGCUCGUGGAGACCUGGCUGUGUUUGUGCUCUCAGGAGUGAAGCACAGCUAUUGGCAUUCGAAUGAGACCGUGUUCAGAGAUUGCAUAGAGGAGUGGCUGACAUGAACAUGCUCACGUUCACACAUACACACUAAAUAUAAUGUUCGCAGAAAAGGUUCUGCAAAUUGUCUUUGAUUGACAUGUCAUAGUUGUAUGUAGUGCCUAUUUUAUAUUUUUAUACAUUAUUGUUUGUCUGUGAUUAUGAAACAUUGAAAUCAAGUGUUUUUUUGUGCAGUAAUAGGAAAUACACUGAAUUUAACUCAAUUUCACAUGGUGUGUUCUUGCCCAAUGCUUCCACUUUUCUCCUGGUGAAUCAGACUUGUUUCUCUCUUUGAAUAAAUCUGUGUGAUAGUG